This is a messenger RNA of Metarhizium brunneum ARSEF 3297, 3195 nucleotides long. Its product is annotated as Psi-producing oxygenase A. The record is from RefSeq and is a predicted model, not a curated record. Gene Ontology annotation, biological process: response to oxidative stress. Lineage: Eukaryota; Fungi; Ascomycota; Sordariomycetes; Hypocreales; Clavicipitaceae. Gene Ontology annotation, molecular function: oxidoreductase activity, acting on paired donors, with incorporation or reduction of molecular oxygen; peroxidase activity; monooxygenase activity.
AUGCCUGCUAAAAUUCAGACAUUAAUGAGCGCGAUUAGGCGAAAGCCUGAAAGGGCCCCAGAUGGAAAAUCAGACCAGGAAGCUUCUGCAGAGGUGCAAAUGAAAAGAACCUCGAUCAGUCAUGACCUCACCCAUCUCAAACCCAAACAGGCCACGACAGUCGCACAUGCCAUCACAACACUUGCCUCGGGGAAGCCUCUGGACGACAAGGACCUUCUACUCGAAAAGGGAGUUUCAAUGCUUCAGACUCUGCCGCCCAACAGCGGCUUGAGCAGCACCAUCUCGGACGGGUUCAUCACCAUGCUGUGGAACGACCUGCCUCAUCCUGCCACAACGACGGCUGGCAUUACGGCAAGAUACAGGCAACACGACGGCAGCGGCAACAAUCCCUGGAUCCCGGAUAUGGGCAAAGCUGGGUCACCCUACUCUCGCAGUGUUCCUCCAACCAAGCCCAAGGGCCCGAAUCUUCCGGACCCCGAGUUGGUCUUUGACAAGCUGCUGCGGAGAACCGGGCCCUUUCGCCCACACCCGUCGGGACUCAACCGCAUGUUUUUCUCGUUUGCUACCAUUGUCAUUCACGAGUGCUUCCAAACCUCUCGAAGUGACCAGUGGAUCAACGAGACGUCGAGCUAUGUAGACCUGAGCACGCUGUAUGGCAAUACGGACAAGGAGCAAAAGCGUGUGAGAACCUAUGAGAAUGGAAAGAUCUUUGCGGAUUCUGUGGCCUCUGACAGGAUUAUGAUGAUGCCGCCAGGUGUAAUUGCCUUGUUGGUCAUGUUUUCGAGAAACCACAACAAGAUUGCCGAGGAUCUGCUGUCCAUCAACGAAGACGGAAAGUAUAAGCCCUGGGAUAGUCUUGGCGAGCAGGAAAAGAAGUGGCAAGACGAAGAUGUUUUUCAACUUUCUAGAAACAUCAACGUCGGGUUCUUUGCGUCUAUCGUCCUGAAGGACUACGUCGCAGCUAUUCUCAACACCCCCCGCGCCAAUUCAACCUGGUCCCUUGAUCUUGGGGCCGAAAUCAAAAAGUCUGGGCGGCGCAUGGAGCGUGGCAUCGGAAACGCCGUGUCGGUCGAGUUUGCCGUCCUGUAUCACUGGCAUGCCGCGCUCAGCUCGGCCGACGCCAAAUGGAUGGAGAACAUGCUGAGACUCCAUCUGCCUGAGCUGAAGUCGCUCGACGACGUCACGGUGGAAAUGUUUACAAAGGUCGCAAUGGCGGCGGAGCGCAACCUAAUGACCACGCCAGCGAAAGAAUGGACGUUUGGAGGCCUGCAGAGGGGUCCGGAUGGGAAAUUUUCAGACGUUGAUCUUGCUGAGAUUAUCAAGGAUUGCAUCGAAGAGCCGGCACACUCCUUUGGAGCCCAUGGGACGCCGGAGAGCCUCAAGGUGGUGGAUAUCAUGGGCCAGUUGCAGGCCAGGAAUGUGUUUAACGUGUGUACUAUGAACGAGUUCCGUCGAUUCCUGAACCUGAAGCCGUACGAGGACUUUGAGGAUUGGAAUCCGGACAAGGAAACCGCCAGAGCUGCGGAGCUCUUGUACGGCCACAUCGACAACCUCGAGCUGUAUCCCGGCUUGAUGGCCGAAGUGACGAAGCCCUCCAUGCCGGGAAGUGGCGUCUGCCCCGGACACACGACGGGCAGAGGAAUUCUCGAUGAUGCCGUCGCCCUUGUGAGAGGAGAUCGAUUCCUUAGCUACGACUUCAACAGCACCACCUUGACAAACUGGGGCUUUUCCAAGCUGCAUACACUUCCGGCCGGAGCGUACGGCGGAAUGAUGCCUCAUCUUCUGUUCAAUGGUCUUCCGGGCGCUUGGACUGGCACCUCGGCAUACGCACUGCUCCCGUUUUAUACUCCCAUGGCGGCGAAGGAAAUAUUGACCCAUAACAAGAGUGCUGAGCAGUACGAUAUGCAGCGGCCGGCUAGCGGUCGGGACAUUAUUGGCAUCCAUACGCACCAGGGCUGCAAGAAGGUUUUUGAAGACAGAGAAACCUUCAAAGUCAUGUAUCAAAAGGCCAUUCGCGAGUGCACAGACGGACACGACUUCAUGAUUGGAUGGGACGAUGCCGAGCGACACAGCCCGCGAUCAAAAUUACUCCACGCCGUAUUUUUCGAGGAGAGCUUCGAGCAAAAUGUCGCCAACUUCUUCCGCACCCAUGCCGCCAAGCAAAUUGCCGAGCAUUCGGUGACGUACUCGUCGAGUAAAAGAAGGUCUAUCGACAUCGUCCGCGACGUGACCAACGUCGUGCCCAUUCUCUGGCUGGCGAACCGGUUUGCCAUUCCCCUCAAGAGCAAAGACCAUCCCCAUGGACUGUUGACAAUACCCCAGACCUUCAUGGCCUACCUCGUCCUUUUCAUGUAUCAGAGCUUCAACAUCAUCCCCGAAAACGAGUGGGCCCUGAGGGAGGGAGCUACAACCGCGGCACAAACUCUCCGCACCGUUUUUGACGCCCACCUCAAGACGACGCGAGGCGUGAGGGAGCGUGUCGUAGACUGGCUCGCCAAGAACAGCGCAUUUGAAGUCAGCCCCGAUGCGCACCGACUCUACCACGCCCUCAACGAGUCCAAGCUGCCCAUUGGCGAUCUGGUCGGCGACUGCAUCGGCAUGGGCGCCCCGGUCGCCGGCAACAUUACCCAGCAGGCCUCUCUGCUGAUUGACCUGUUUCUCAGCAAAGGAUACGAAGAGUACAAGGCGCGCAUCGUCGAGCUCGCCCACAAGGACGACGAGGCGUCGGAAAGGGAACUCCAAGGCUUUGUGUUCGAAGGCAUGAGACACGCCGGCGUCGUUCCGGGCCUUCCGCGCGUUGCGGCCAGGGACGUCACAGUCGAAGACGGCGCCCGCGGGCCGGUCGAUAUCCAGAGCGGGAAUACGGUUCUCCUCGCGACUUCCAACGCCGCCAUGGAUCCUGUGGCCUUUCCCAACCCGGAGAAGUUGGACCCUCACCGCCCCUUGGAGGACUAUACGCUGCUUGGGUGCGGGCUACACUAUUGCUUCGGGUCGAGAAUGGUGGGUGCGUCGCUUGCCGCCACGCUGAGGGAGGUGUUUAGGUUGAAGAAUUUGCGGAGGGCGCCGGGGAAGCAGGGGCAUUUCACGGUGGUUCGUCACACGUUGGCUGGGGUUACGAUGAAGAAGUACCUUGAUUCUAAUGCGAAGGAGUCUCCGAUACCAAGUUCUCUUACGUUGGAUUACGAUGCCGAGUAA